Capronia coronata CBS 617.96 is the source of this 1818-nucleotide messenger RNA. RefSeq lists its product as uncharacterized. NCBI's taxonomy places the organism in Eukaryota, Fungi, Ascomycota, Eurotiomycetes, Chaetothyriales, Herpotrichiellaceae. The record is from RefSeq and is a predicted model, not a curated record. The transcript has a single exon. Bases 1 to 1818 code for a protein of 605 amino acids.
AUGAAGUCAAACAUUGCAACCUUCCUCACGGCCUUGUUCACAGGACUGUACUGUACCGCUUCGGCCACAGGUGCUCCAGCAGGCACCGCCGCAGGAGGCUUUAGCUGGGACACGAUUCCAGCGACCGGUCAACUCCAAUACCACGAAUGCUACGGCUCCUUCCAGUGCUCUAGGCUCGAGGUGCCUCUCGACUGGUCAAACCAAUCCAAUCCCAACAAUGUGACGCUCGCAAUCGUCAAGCUCCCGGCAGUGGUCGACGUUACAGAUGAGUCGUUCGGAGGCACUAUUGUCAUCAACCCAGGUGGCCCCAGCGGCUCAGGGGUAGGAAUUGUCCUUCAAUCUGGAAGAGGCGUCCAAAGGAUCGUGGACAGCGACAAGCAUUUUGAGAUCCUUUCUUUUGACCCUCGAGGAGUGGCCUUUUCGACCCCUAGCCUGGCCUGCUUCCAGGACAAUGCCGCAAGAAAUCUGUUAGCAGUGCUCGGCGUGGGCGCCGGUAGUCUCGAGAAUAGCCACUACGCCAUGGACGUCAAAUGGGGCAUCGAUCAAGGCCUAGGUCGCCUGUGUGACUCUGCCAGCAAUGGCAUCUAUCCUGACGGCUCCGACAUCCGCCAAUAUGUGAGUACCGCUCUAGUUGCCCGGGACAUGGUCGAAAUCGUGGAUCAAGUCGACGCGCACCUUCGUAAAGAGGUGCAUUCGCGCAGGCAAUCAUUGCGUAGUCAUCAGGCAAUCAUGGCCCCGGUGUCGGACCCUCCCGCGCUUCUCAACUAUUGGGGACUCUCCUACGGCUCAUACUUGGGCAAUACCUUCGCCAGCAUGUUUCCCGAGCGAGUUGGCCGCAUGGUGCUGGAUGGAGUUGUCGACGCGGAUGACUAUACGGCCACUGGAUGGACCACGAACCUGCAGGACAACAACAAAACGUGGGCCAAGUUCUUCGAGUUCUGUUUCGAAGCUGGACCCAAAUGCGCCCUCUUCGAUCCAUCAGCGACCGGACCGCAAGACAUUCGAGACCAGGUCGACAGCUUCCUUGCAGAGCUCAAGGACAAUCCUUUACCACUGGUCUACAAUGGAAAUGCCGUCCUUCUCACCUAUUUUGAGAUGAAAGCCAAUAUCCACCUAUGCUUGUACCUCCCCAACCAGCUCUGGCCAUUGCUGGCGGUCUCGCUAAAGUCUCUUAUGGACGGCAACCUCUUGUCACUCGUCUCCCUCCAGGAAACAGCAGAACAAUGGCGCAAGGCGACUUCCAACCGCUUCUCACCGGCUUUGCCGUUCCAGCUGUCCCAGUAUCAGCCACAGAGCACGUACGGCGAGACUGGUGACGAUUUGCCCGCCGGGUACCCAUGGCAGUUGGAAGCCGGGGUCUCCAUUCUCUGCGGCGACGGCGACGACAUCACUUCCACGACAAAGGCCGAAUAUGAGGAGUAUCUGUCUCUCCUGCAAUCCCAGUCUCCGCUGGUCGGAUCCAUCUGGGCCGAGAUCAUUUUGCACUGCAUUCACUGGCCAGCAGCGGUUCGGCCUGCGCCCGAGAAUCGAUUCACUGGACCAUUCCAAUCGAAUCUCUCCGACUACGACCCUCGAGGGAGCCCUUUGCUCUUCAUCGGGAACACUGCUGACCCGGUAACACCAUUGCGGAAUGCACUGAAGAUGUCUGAACGCCACGAAGGGAGUGUAGUGGUCACGCAGGACGUGCCGGGUCACUGCGCUGGGGAUGUCAACCCAAGCGUCUGCACGUUUGAGAUUUUGAAAACCUUCUUCAGAGACGGAAUACUUCCUAAACCGGGCCUGGUGUGCGCAGGUUCUCGCAGACCGUGGGAUGAUUGA